AUGACUAGAGUUGAUACGAUUGCUUGUAAAUUACUUGUGAUUAUUUAUAAAUGUCUGUUCAACACCGUUUUUCUCUUUGUUCCUGAGGGCAACGUCAAAUUGAAGGUGGUUGUGCUGGAUUAUGAUGACAUCAACGUGCAAGAAAGGGUCGAUCAUUUUGAGUACUUGUUUCGAUCCAGCAGUGGAAGAAGGAAAAAAUAUUCACUCGCCCGAAAGCUCAAUCUGACAGGGUCAGUCAGCAGCAUCAGUUUACAGUUGAACAUCUACUGUGAUUCUCAUUAUUACGGGCAUGACUGUAAUACCUUCUGCAUUGAAACCAAUUCACAAAAAGGUCACUACACUUGUGAAAAGAAGACAGGACGUAAAAUCUGCAAUUUUGGCUGGAUUGGGAAAGACUGUUUGCAGAAUCAAGACGAUUGUUUGUAUAAUCGUUGCCAUGAAGACGCGACGUGCAUUGAUGAAGUAGCGUUUUAUAAAUGCCAGUGUCCACCAGGAAGAACAGGUAUUCUAUGCGACCUGGAAAUAAAUGAAUGUGUCAGCAAUCCUUGUUUCCAUGGUGGAACGUGUCAAGAUCAACUGAACUCCUUUCAAUGCAUCUGCCCUAGCGGCUACACAGGAAAGAGUUGCGAAACCCGUUUGUUGCCGUGCGAGUCCAACCCUUGUCUUAAUGGGGCUACCUGCUUUGUUAUUUUAACGUCGUUCUUUUGCCGGUGCACGGAGUUUUUCGAAGGUAAAAAAUGCGAAGUACAAAAAGGCCAUCAAAAUGUCUGUGACAGAAACCCAUGUCAAAACGGGAAAUGCCUUCCUGAAAAGACUCCGGCAUCAUACACCUGUAACUGUUUUCCGGGAUACACAGGAAAAUAUUGUGAAACUGAAAUUGACGAAUGUUCAAGCAAUCCAUGUCAACAUGGCGCCACAUGCCUGGAUGGUAUGUAUGCCUUCCACUGCAUCUGUAAUCCAGCGUACACAGGGGCGUUAUGUGAAAGAAAAUUUUAUUCCUGUGAAAGCAACCCGUGCCUGAAUGGGGGACACUGCAUAGAUGGUAUUGCAUAUUUCAUCUGCCGAUGCCAGGAACAUUUCUACGGAGAACGGUGCGAAUUUGAUAGACGGCUUGCUGAUCCAUGUCAAAGUUCACUUUGUCAAAAUGGGGGUCAUUGCAAACGAACAGAAAAUGGAAGUGGAUUCAUAUGUAUCUGUAAUACACAAAAUACUGGUUCCAGGUGCGAGAAUAUUUUGUCUACGGAAAUUAAAUAUCAAUAUUUACACACAACAAAAGAAUUCGAAGAUGCAACUGUAUUUUAUGGCCCUUCAAGAACAGGUUCUCCAAUUCCGAGUAGCAAUUUUCCGCAAGUUUCUGAGAGUAUAACCUUGGCUGAAAAUGAUAAUACUUCUUUAGAGGAGACAUCCACCAGCCAAAUGACAGCAUUCAAGUCAAGUGACCACUUAACUGAUGAUGGAGAAUCAUUCACACGCAAAGAUAGAGAUCUUACGCAGAAUAGUACUGGGACAAAUGAAUCUAUAUCUUCACCAGAAAUGAAAGAAGCGCUCUUUUCAACACGUCAAACUGUGGUUCCAUCUCUUGAUAUGCUAUCAGUAGACGAUAUCGCCGAUGUUACACAGGAUAGUAACCUCACAAAUGAAUUUACAUUUUCAUUAGAAACGAAAGAAGCUCUAUUUUCAACUAGCCAAUCUAUGCUGCCAUCUAGUGAUAUAUCCUUAGUAGAGGAUAUCACAGAUGCUAUACAGGCCAUUACACUCACAAAUAAUUCUACAUUUCUACCAGAAACGAAGGAAGCGCUAUUUUUAACAAGCCAACAGGUGCUGCCAUCUAAUGAUAUAUCCUUAGCAGAGGAUAUCACCGAUGUCACAAAAGAUAGUACACUCACAAAUGAUUCUACAUUUUCACCAGUAACAAAAGAAGCGCUAUUUUCAACAAGCCAACCUAUUCAGGCAUCUAGUAACAUAUCCUUAAUAGAAGAUAUCACAGAUAUCACUCAGGAUAGUAUCUUCACAAAUGAAUCUACACCUUCACCAGAAACGAAAGAAGCGCUAUUUUCAACAAGCCAACCGGUUCUGCCAUCUAGUGAUAUAUCCUUAGCAGAAGAUAACACAGAUAUUACACAGGAUAGUAUCUUCACAAAAUCUACAUCUUCACCAGGAACGAAAGAAACGCUCUUUUCGACAAGCCCAUCUGUAUUAUUAUCUAGUGAUACGCCCUUCGUCGAAGAUAUCACAGAUGGGACACCGUCUACCACCCUAACAAAUGAAUUUUCAUCUUCACCAGAAACGAAAGAAGCGCCCUUCUCAACAAACCAGGCAUUCCCACUAUAUAGUGAUACAUCCCUUGUAGAGGAUAGCACCCUAAAAAAUGAUCUUACAUCUUCAUCAGAAACGGAUGAAGCGCUAUUUUUAACAAGCCAACCCGUGUUGCUAACUAGUGAUAUAUCUCUCGUAGAGGAUGUCUCAGAUAUGCCAUUAGACAGAACCCUGAUAGAUGAAUCAAUAUAUUCGCGAGAAACGAAAGAAGCGCUCUUUUCAACAAGCCAACCUCUGCUGCCAUUUAAUGAUAUCUCUCUCAUGGAGGAUACUACAAAUAUGACAUUGGAUAGAACGCUCACAUAUGAAUCUACAUCUUCACCAGAAACGAAAGAAGCGCUCAUUUCAACAAGCCAGAAUGUGCAGUUAUCUAGUGAUAUAUCUUCCGUAGACAAUGUCACAAAUGUGGUACAGGAAAGCACCCUCACAAAUGCAUCGACGUCUUCACUAGAAACAAAAGAAGUGCUAUUUUCAACUAGCCAACAUAUGCUGCUAUCUAGUGAUAUAUCCCUCGUAGAGGAUGUCUUAAAUGCGACACUGGAUAGAACCCUCACAAAUGAAUCUACAUUUUCACCAGAGACAAAAGAAGCGCUAUUUUUAACAAGUCAACCCGUGUUGCUAUCUAGUGAUAUAUCUCUCGCAGAGCAUGUGACAGAUAUGACAUUCAAUAAAACGGUCAUAAAUGAAUCGAUAUCUACGCUAGAAACGAAAGAAGCGCUCUUUUCAACAAGCCAGCCUCUGCUGCCAUUUAAUGAUAUAUCUCUUAUGGAGGAUACCACAAAUAUGACAUUGGGUAGAACACUCACAUAUGAAUCUACAUCCUCACCAGAAACAAAAGAAGCGCACUUUUCAACAAGCCAGAAUAUGCUGUUAUCUAGUAAUAUAUCUCCUGUAGACGAUGUCACAAAUGUCGUACAGGAAAGCACCAUCGCAAAUUCAUCAACAUCUUCACUAGAAACGAAAGAAGUGCUAUUUUCAACAAGCCAACAAAAACUGCCAUCUCGUGAUACAUCCCUCGUAGAGGAGGUCUUAAAUGCGACAAUGGAUAGCACCCUCACAAAUGAAUCUACAUUUUUACCAGAGACAAAAGUGCUCUUUUCAACGAGCCAACAAAGACUGCCAUCUCGUGAUACAUCCCUCGUAGAGGAUGUCUUAAAUGCGACACUGGAUAGCACCCUCACAAAUGAAUCUACAUUUUUUACCAGAGACAAAGUGCUCUUUUCAACGAGCCAACAAAGACUGCCAUCUCGUGAUACAUCCCUCGUAGAGGAUGUCUUAAACGCGACACUGGAUAGCACCCUCACAAAUGAAUCUACAUUUUUACCAGUGACAAAAGUGCUCUUUUCAACAAGCCAACAAAGACUGCCAUCUCGUGAUACAUCCCCCGUAGAGGAUGUCUUAAAUGCGACACUGGAUAGCACCCUCACAAAUGAAUCUACAUUUUUACCAGAGACAAAAGUUCUCUUUUCAACGAGCCAACAAAGACUGCCAUCUCGUGAUACAUCCCUCGUAGAGGAUGUCUUAAAUGCGACACUGGAUAGCACCCUCACAAAUGAAUCUACAUUUUUACCAGAGACAAAAGUGCUCUUUUCAACGAGCCAACAAAGACUGCCAUCUCGUGAUACAUCCCUCGUAGAGGAUGUCUUAAACGCGACACUGGAUAGCACCCUCACAAAUGAAUCUACAUUUUUACCAGUGACAAAAGUGCUCUUUUCAACAAGCCAACAAAGACUGCCAUCUCGUGAUACAUCCCCCGUAGAGGAUGUCUUAAAUGCGACACUGGAUAGCACCCUCACAAAUGAAUCUACAUUUUUACCAGAGACAAAAGUUCACUUUUCAACGAGCCAACAAAGACAGCCAUCUCGUGAUACAUCCCUCGUAGAGGAUGUCUUAAAUGCGACACUGGAUAGCACCCUCACAAAUGAAUCUACAUUUUUACCAGUGACAAAAGUGCUCUUUUCAACGAGCCAACAAAGACUACCAUCUCAUGAUACAUCCCUCGUAGAGGAUGUCUUAAAUGCGACACUGGAUAGCACCCUCACAAAUGAAUCUACAUUUUUACCAGAGACAAAAAUGCUCUUUUCAACGAGCCAACAGAGACUGCCAUCUCGUGAUACAUCCCUCGUAGACGAUGUCUUAAAUGCGACACUGGAUAACACCCUCACAAAUGAAUCUACAUUUUUACCAGAGACAAAAGUGCUCUUUUUAACGAGCCAACAGAGACUGCCAUCUCGUGAUACAUCCCUCGUAGAGAAUGUAUUAAAUGCGACACUGGAUAGCACCCUCACAAAUGAAUCUACAUUUUUACCAGAGACAAAAUUGCUAUUUUCAUCAAGCCAACAAAGACUGCCAUCUCGUGAUACAUCCCUCGUAGAGGAGGUCUUAAAUGCGACACUGGAUAGCACCCUCACAAAUGAAUCUACAUUUUUACCAGUGACAAAAGUGCUCUUUUCAACACGCCAACAAAGACUACCAUCUCGUGAUACAUCCCCCGUAGAGGAUGUCUUAAAUGCGACACUGGAUAGCACCCUCACAAAUGAAUCUACAUUUUUACCAGAGACAAAAGUGCUCUUUUCAACGAGCCAACAAAGACUGCCAUCUCGUGAUACAUCCGUCGUAGAUGAUGUCUUAAAUGCGACACUGGAUAGCACCCUCACAAAUGAAUCUACAUUUUUACCAGUGACAAAAGUGCUCUUUUCAACGAGCCAACAAAGACUGCCAUCUCAGGAUGUCUUAAACGCGACACUGGAUAGCACCCUCACAAAUGAAUCUACAUUUUUACCAGUGACAAAAGUGCUCUUUUCAACAAGCCAACAAAGACUGCCAUCUCGUGAUACAUCCCUCGUAGAGGAUGUCUUAAACGCGACAAUGGAUAGCACCCUCACAAAUGAAUCUACAUUUUUACCAGUGACAAAAGUGCUCUUUUCAACAAGCCAACAAAGACUGCCAUCUCGUGAUACAUCCCUCGUAGAGAAUGUAUUAAAUGCGACACUGGAUAGCACCCUCACAAAUGAAUCUACAUUUUUACCAGAGACAAAAGUUCUCUUUUCAACGAGCCAACAAAGACUGCCAUCUCGUGAUACAUCCCUCGUAGAGAAUGUAUUAAAUGCGACACUGGAUAGCACCCUCACAAAUGAAUCUACAUUUUUACCAGUGACAAAAGUGCUCUUUUCAACGAGCCAACAAAGACUACCAUCUCGUGAUACAUCCCUCAUAGAGGAUGUCUUAAAUGCGACACUGGAUAGCACCCUCACAAAUGAAUCUACAUUUUUACCAGAGACAAAAGUGCUCUUUUCAACGAGCCAACAGAGACUGCCAUCUCGUGAUACAUCCCUCGUAGGGGAUGUCUUAAAUGCGACACUGGAUAGCACCCUCACAAAUGAAUCUACAUUUUUACCAGUGACAAAAGUGCUUUUUUCAACGAGCCAACAAAGACUGCCAUCUCGUGAUACAUCCCUCGUAGAGGAUGUCUUAAAUGCGACACUGGAUAGCACCCUCACAAAUGAAUCUACAUUUUACCAGUGA
Messenger RNA from Acanthosepion pharaonis, 5841 nucleotides. The record is from the annotation of a GenBank genome assembly. Lineage: Eukaryota; Metazoa; Mollusca; Cephalopoda; Sepiida; Sepiidae.